Molecule: messenger RNA, 7931 nt
Organism: Acinonyx jubatus (cheetah)
Lineage: Eukaryota; Metazoa; Chordata; Mammalia; Carnivora; Felidae
Gene: SPAG1
Product: sperm associated antigen 1
Exons: 19
Coding region: 143-2962 (939 amino acids)
Cellular component (GO): mitochondrion; cytosol
Molecular function (GO): heat shock protein binding
Source: RefSeq, a predicted model, not a curated record
CGCAGAGGCUCUAGUCCCGCCCCCGGCGCUCAGCCUCUGGCCUUUGGGUACCCAGGCGGGGCGACACUCCCCCCAUAUCGGCACCUGCGGUGAAUUGUGUAGCGGUCUCGUCCUUCCACAACGCUGGGUCUGAGAGCCAGCCAUGACUACCAAAGAUUAUCCAUCAUUGUGGGGUUUUGGAACAACAAAAACAUUUAAAAUUCCCGUUGAACAUUUGGAUUUCAAGUAUAUUGAAAAAUGUUCAGAUGUUAAACACUUGGAAAAAAUUCUUUGUGUGCUCAGGUCUGGUGAGGAAGGAUAUUAUCCUGAACUUACGGAAUUUUGUGAAAAGCGCCUUAAAGGCUUGGCUCCUGAAAGUAGAGCUUUGAGGAAAGAUAAGCCUGCAGCAACAGCAUCCAGCUUUACAGCAGAAGAAUGGGAAAAAAUUGACGGUGAUAUAAAGAGUUGGGUAUCAGAAAUUAAAAAUGAAGAAAAUAAAAUAUACUUUCAUGAAACUGAAACAUUUCCAGUGGUGGAAGAUAAUUUGCCUCCAGUUCGUGGUUCAAACAGCCGUCUUCAUGUUAGUAAGGAAAAAUAUUCUAAUAGUAGACCAACUAAAAGGAAAAUCCCAAGGGAUUAUGCAGAAUGGGAUAAAUUUGACGUGGAAAAAGAAUGUUCAAAAAUUGACGAAGAUUACAAAGAAAAAGCCGUAGUAAACAACAAGUCACAUUUGUCUAAAAUUGAGACAAGAAUAGACACAGCAGGUCUAACUGAGAAAGAAAAGACUUCCCUUGCUACUCGUGAAAAGGAAAAAGGAAAUGAAGCUUUCAACUCAGGAGAUUAUGAGGAGGCUGUGAUGUAUUAUACUAGGAGUAUAUCAGUGCUUCCCAAUGUAGUGGCCUAUAACAAUCGCGCUCAAGCAGAACUCAAGCUACAGAACUGGAACAGUGCUUUUCAGGAUUGUGAAAAGGUGUUGGAGUUAGAACCUGGAAACUUAAAGGCUCUUCUACGCCGUGCCACUACAUAUAAACAUCAAAACAAGCUCCAGGAAGCUAUAGAAGAUUUGAAUAAAGUACUGAAUGUUGAACCUGAUAAUGAGUUGGCCAAAAAGACCUUGUUGGAGGUUGAAAGAGAUCUGAAAAAUUCUAAACGUGCACCUAAGACUGAAACCAAAGGGAAGAGAAUGAUAAUCCAGGAAGUAGAAAACUCAGAGGAUGAAGGUGGAAAGGACAGCAGAAGAAAACAUGAAGACAACAGCGGAGAUAAGAAGGGCGCGGAGCCGGCGGGAGCCAGGAGCGCCGCGGAGCCGUGCGCCAUGGGCAACAUCCAGAAGAAGCUGACCGGCAAGAGCGAGGGUGGAAAGCGGUCGGAGAGGGGCGCGCCGCGGCGGGGUCGGUCGCCAGGGGCCGGCGCGGACAAGCGGGGCCGACCGCGUGCUUCGGCGGCGGCGGCGGAGGGCGGCGCCAGCCGGCACCCUGGUGGCGGGCGGGGCGCGGGAGACCCCACCGCCGCGCCCCCGUCCCCCGCCGCCCCUCUCGGCCCCGCCGGCCUGAAGAGCCAGGGCAACGAGCUGUUCAGAAGCGGGCAGUUCCCCGAGGCGACCCUCAAGUACUCGGCGGCGAUCGCGCAGCUGGAGCCUGCAGGAAGUGGAAGCGCAGAUGAUCUAAGUAUCUUAUAUUCAAAUAGAGCAGCGUGUUACCUAAAAGAAGGAAACUGCAGCGGCUGCAUUCAAGAUUGUACCAGGGCUCUGGAACUUCAUCCAUUCUCCAUCAAACCUCUUCUUCGACGAGCAAUGGCCUAUGAAACUUUAGAGCAGUAUCAGAAAGCUUAUGUGGAUUAUAAAACGGUGUUGCAAAUGGACUGCACAAUCCAGCUAGCGAAUGACAGUAUUAACAGGAUAACAAGAAUUUUAAUGAAUCUGGAUGGACCAAGCUGGCGGGAGAAGCUGUCACCCAUUCCUGCUGUGCCCACUUCCACGCAUUUACGAGCUUGGCAGCCUGCCACAGAGACACCCCCAGACCAAGUGGGAGACUCCUGUAGCCAUUCCCAGCCUGGCAUCACAGAUGAAAAAAUGUUUAAAACCCUUAAAGAAGAAGGAAAUCAAUGUGUAAAGGACAAAAAGUAUAAAGAUGCCCUUAGUAAAUACAUUGAAUGCUUAAAGAUUAACAACAAGGAAUGUGCCAUUUAUACAAACAGAGCUCUGUGUUACUUGAAGCUGUGCCAAUUUGAAGAGGCAAAGCAGGAUUGUGAUCGGGCACUUGAGAUAGAUAACAGGAAUGUAAAAGCGUGCUACAGACGAGCUCUGGCUCAUAAAGGACUCAAGGAUUAUCAGAAAAGUUUAAACGAUCUCAAUCAAGUUCUUCUGCUGGAUUCAAGUAUUAUUGAGGCAAAGAUGGAAGUGGAAGAGGUAACCAGACUCCUUAAGGAUAAUGCAUCAUUCAACAAAGAAAAAGAGAGAAGGAAAAUUGAAAUUCAAGAGGUGAACGAAGGCCAUAAAGAAGAGCCUGAAAGGACCUCUGAGGAGGUGUCCAAUGACUGCUUUGCCACCAGGAAGGAGGACACAACCAAUGGGCCACCAGCAUACUGUGAAACACUCCCGAUCGCCAGGCCUACCAAUGCCUAUGAAUUUGGUCAGGUUAUAAAUGCCAUCAGCACGAGGAACGAUAAAGAGGCCUGUGCACACCUUUUAGCCGGCACUGAACCGAAAGAUUUGCCAGUGUUGUUGAGUAACAAACUUGAAGGGGAUACAUUCCUCCUCCUCAUUCAGUCUCUGAAAAAUAAUCUUAUUGGGAAAGAUCCUUCUUUGGUGUAUCAGCAUCUUUUCUAUCUAAGUAAAGCAGAAAGGUUCAAGAUGAUGUUGACACUAAUUAGCAAGGGCCAAAAGGAGCAAAUUGAACAGCUCUUUGAUGACCUCUCAGACACACCAAACAAACAUUAUACUUUAGAAGAUGUACAGGCCCUAAGAAGGAAGUAUGAGCUUUAAAUCAAGGCUAUUGUUAGAUUUCUUCCAUGCAUGUAUGAGUUCCAGUAGUGCUAAUGGGAUGGUAUUGUAAUAGCGUUGCAUGGAUAAAACCUGGUUUCGAAAAGAUCCUUUGGUUUGGACUGUAAAAUAUUUUAUGUAUUUUUAUAUAGAGAACAUGUAUAUUCUACGAUAUGCUUUUAUUAGUUGUAAAUAUUUUCCUACGUACCAGAGCUAACAUCUUUAUAUUUAAUAAUAAGUAUAUUUGGAACUUGUUCAAGUACGUUUUAAUUUACAUUCUAAAUUUUCUUUUAAUAACUCGUUAAAAAUUUGAGUUCCAUUCUUUUGGGCCAUAAAGGAUUCCUCUUAAGUUUGAUAGAAGUGUAUUUCUUUAAAAGUGAAAAUCAUUAACAGUGAUUAUUAUAUCACCUUUAUUUCCUGCUAUGAUAUAUAUAUAAAUACUAUUUUAUACUACUUCUGGAUUACAAUCCACUAAGGUGAAAUGUAACACUUAAAUCUUACAAUACGAAAUGAUUAUUAAAUAAAUUAUUAACUUAGAGCUACAAGAGAACUUCUUUUCUUACGUGGAAACAUUGCCUAAUAAUUAAAGAACAAAAAUUGGCAAAAAUUUCUACUACUUACUACUUUUUACUAGAUUUUAAAGUGCGGUUUCCCAAACAACUGUAUAAAAGCAGACUAAGCCUGCAUUGUCCCCUCCACAUUUUCCCCAACGUUUAGAUGUUGUCUUCACCCUUUUUUCCCGCCCCCUCCCCCCAAUUUAUUCCCUCAACGGAAAAGUGAAGUCUUAUUAAAAUCUCCUUUGUUAACUGGGUCAAAGUAAAGGUAUUUCUUACAAUAAAACAUUCAGGUCUCUAUCAAUGUACUGUCAUUUAUUGCUAUAGUUUUUAUCAAGUUCUUUUUCUGGAGCAUUCUGUCUUGAGAAGUGAGUAUCACAGGUGAGUAUCACUUUCAUUAUUUGCAUAUUCUUUAAUCUUUUGGAAUUAAUAGAAUUUUAAAAAAUCAUUGGGGGUAAAUGGUAUCUUUCAAACUGACAUUUUUCUUUUUAACUCUUUGUUCAUUAAUGAAAAGCUGAUUCUCCUUUUUUAAUGUUAGUAAACUUUACAGUAGAGACAUAAAAAGGAAACUCUUUUGUUGACAGUUACGUACCCAGCACCUAGCUGCACGGGGCUGUCUGGCAGUGGUCACCUCUCCUUCAGAGGAGGUGGAAAGCUGUGAGUGCCCCGCGGUGCCAGUUGUGUGGGUCAUGGCUGGAGAAACCCGUUUCUGUCCAGUGACAGCCAGGGUACUGAAGUGGGAACUUCAUGACUGAGGGGAGGGAGGACAAGGUGAAGGAACUGUAGAUAGGAAUAUCAAAGAGCAUUAAAAGAAUGCAGUUCCUCAAGACUUCAGCAGGAAGUCUGCCCAUAUGCCUCUGGGAGUAUCCCACUCAAAGACCUCCCCACCAGAUUGCCCCACUGGGUCCACAAGCCUCCCCAAAGCCCUGAGUUAAAUUCACGCCACCUCUCACUAUGUGCUGGAUCCCCGUGCGUGCUCCUGAGCGGGGCAGUGAGAGCAGGCCCUGUGAUGAGAGUUUUCUCAGAAAAAUGGACCAAGAGUCUGUGGGCAAGGGAGAAAUCACACACUAGAGCUGUGGAGCUAUAGCACCACCUUCUGGAAAACAAAAGGUUCCAGCAGCUAGACUUGAGUUACAAGAAAAGAUGGAAAAGUUUAAGAAUUCUGCCACUAGAGGGAGCAAGAAGAGUGGAGCAGGUUCACCCAUUCAAAGGCUGAGGACACCUCUGACGUAGUGACACCAGUGAUAGUACCUCAUCUGCCGGCAACCAGUGAAGACUCGGGAGGCGUCUGUUACUUCAAAUGUGAAAAUAGCCAUGCAAACGUACAAGGAACAUGAAAAAAUAUUUCACCCUCCAAAAGACACCAAUAAUUCAAUGACUACACACAAAGACAUAGGAUGUUGCAGAUCUAGCUGAUAAAGAAUUCAGGAUAGCUGUUUUGAAGAACACGACAAGCUACAAGAAAACUCAAUGAUAUUAGGAAGGAAAACAUGAAAUCAACAGAGAGAAAUUACAAAAAAGAACCAAAUUCUGGAGUUGAAGAAUUGAGUGAAUGAGAUGAAGACUACUAUAGCAAGCCUCUGUAGAAUAGAGUAAUUGGAAGACAGAAUAAAUGACUUAGAGAAUACAAAUUCUCAAAUGAUGCAGAAGACCAAAGGGAGAAGGGGGGCAGAAAAUGUAGUUUGAAAAAUAAUUGAAAAUUCCUCAAACCUGGGGGAAAGGACUUGAACAUCCAAAGUCACAGGGCUCACAUAGAUCACCGUAGUAUCUUAAUGUGGAAACACCUCCCAGACAUCAUACAAGGAAACCACCAAAAAUCAAUCCUAAAGACGGCUGGGGGAGUGUAACUUACAAAGGAAGCCCCAUUAGGCUGUCCACGUAUUUCUCAGUGGCAAAACCCUAGAAUGACCUUCAAAGUCUCAAAAGAUAAAAACUUUCAGCCAGAGUUACACUUCAGCGAUGAAGGAGAAAGACUUGCCCAAUAGCCAAAGCUGAAAAAAUUUAUCACCACUAGGUCUACCCUGCAGAAAUGCUGAGAGGAGUUCCUCAAGCUGAAAUAAAAAGAUGCUAAUCAGUGACAUAAAACCAUCUUUACACUGGUAAAGGUGAAAAAUACUCAAAUUUAGAAAACUCUAAUUCUAUAAAAUGGCAUAUUAGCCACAACUAUAGUAUACCAUCUUAAAGAAUUAGAAUUUUCUGAAUUUGAGUACGUUUCACCUUUUCCUUUAGGAAAAGAGUAUUAAAAAUAACUUGCUACUAUAAUUUGCUGACAGUACACAAUAUAAAAAGAAAUCUGAUGUCAGAAAAUAUAUAUAAGAGUAAAAGAUGAAUAGACCCUUUAUAGACAAAUGAAGAUAAGUUCCUAUCAGCAUAAAAUGGACUCUUCCAUGUAUGAAAUGUUUUAUGUAAACGUCAUGUUAAAAAAUUUAGAUUCACAAAAGAUAAAGGAGAAACCAUAUAUACUACUGUGGAAAAUCAAUUUACAGAGUUGAAACAGAAGGAGAGGGGAACAGAAGGGAGGAAAGAACUGGGGAAAAGGAAUGAUGGAAAUAUAGAACAGGAAGGCAACCAGGAAGAUGGCAGUUGUAAAUCCCUACAUAUCAAUAAUUACUCAAUGUAAAUUGAAUUCACCAAUAAAAAGGCACAGAAUGGCUGGAUUAAAAAAAAAAAGACAACUAUAUGCUCUGUACAAGAGACUCACUUCAGCUUUAACACACAUAGGUUUAAAGUGAAGGGAUGGAAGAAAAUACUACUUGCAAGUGAAAACCAAAAGAGCAGGGAUUACUGUACUUGCCCUUAGACCAAACAAACUAAGCCAAGAGUGGUAAGAGACAAAGAAGGUCAUUAUAUAAUAAAGGGGGUCACUACAGUCAGAUGAUACAAUAAUCGUAAACUGUAUGCACUCAACAUUGGAGCACCUAAAUAUAUGAAGCAAAUACUAACAAAUCUGAAUGGAGAUGUGGAGAAUAGAAUAAUAGUAGAGGACUUUAAUACUUCACUUAGAGCAAUGGGUAAAUCAUCCAGACAAAAUCAACAAGGAAAUGUUAGAAUUACAUCAUACUUUGGACCAAAUGGACCUAAUGGUCAUAUAGAACUUUCCAUCCAAUAGCAACAGAAUAUAUUCUUCCCAAGUACACAACGAACAUUCUCCAGGAUAGAUUAUAUGAUAGGACACAAAACAAGUCUUAGCAAAUUUAAGAAGAUUGAAAUCUAUCUUCUGACCACAAUGGUACGCAACUACAAGUCAACAAAAGGAAAGCUGGAAAAUCUGUAAAUAGUGGAAACAACACAAUUCUGAACGAGUGGGGUCAAAGAAGAAAUUAAAAGGGAAAUAAAAUUUAUCAACUGAAAAUGGAAACAGCAAACCUGUGCAAAAGCAGUUCUGAGAGGGAAGUUUAGAAUGAUAAAUGCUUAUGUUAAGAAGUUAGAUCUCAAACAGCCUCACAUUACACCUAAAGAGCUAUAAAAAGAACAAACAGCUCAAAGCUAGAGGAAGGAAGGAAAUAAAGAUCAGAAACGAGACAAGAAAAAAAUACAAAACAAGAACAAAACAUUUUUCAAAAAGAUAAAUUGACAGACUAUUAGCUAGACUAAGAAAAAAAAGGCAAAAUCAGAAAUGAAAGAAGAGACAUUACAGAAAUACAUUGGAUCGUAAGAGUCUACCAUGAACAGUUGCAUGCCAACAAAAUAAGUAAUUGAAGAAAUGGAUGAGUUCCUAGAAACACAGAAUUCACCAAGACUGAAUCAGAAAGAAACAAAAUCUGAACAGAUUAAUAAUAAGAGAUUGAAUUAGUAAUCAAAAGCCUCCUAACAGAAAAUUCCAGGAUCAACUGGCUUCAUUGGCAAACUCUACCAAACGUGAAGAAGACUUAACAAUCCUCAAACUCUUCCAAAAAAUUGAAGAGGAGGGAAUACUUCUAGGCCAAUUCUGUGAGGCCAGCAUUACCCUGAUAUCAAAGCCAGAUAAGGACCUACAAGAAAACUAAAGACCCGUAUCUCUGAUGACUGUAGAUCUGCAAAUUCUCCACAAAAUAUGCUAACCAAAUUCAAGAACACAUUAAAAGGAUUGUAUACCAUGACUAUGUAGGAUUUAUCCCUGGGAUCAAGCGUGGUUCAACAUGGGCAAAUCAGUUUCAUAUACCACCAUUUAAUAGAAUGAAAGAUAGAAAUCACACAGUCACCUGAACAGAUGCAGGAAAAGCAUUUGACAAAAUAUCCUUUCAUUUUAAGAACUCUACAGACUGGAAACAGAAGGAACAUACACAAUAAAGGCCAUACAUGACAAGCCCACACCUAACUUGCUCAGCAGUGAGAAAUCAAAAGCUUUCCUCUAAGAUUAGGAACAAGACAAAGAUGCCCACUCUCACCACUCCUAAUACAAGUGUUGGGAACCCUAGCUAAAAGAAUUAGGCAAGACA